UUGGGACUCCACCCCUGUUCCCCUCCACAGCACGGAGUCAGCAGAAGUGCCCGAGCAGAGCGAGGGUCCCAACUAGCACCAUGGCAGAGCCCGGCAAGCCUGUCCUGUACUCUUAUUUCCGAAGUUCCUGCUCCUGGAGAGUCCGCGUAGCUCUUGCCCUGAAAGGGAUCGCCUAUGAGACCAUCCCGGUUAGCCUCAUCAGGGACGGGGGGCAGCAGUUCACGGGCGAGUUCCAGGCAGUGAACCCCAUGCAGCAGGUCCCAACCCUCAAGAUCGACGGCAUCACCAUUUCCCAAUCGCUGGCCAUCAUCGAGUACCUGGAGGAGACGCGGCCCAGCCCGAGCCUCCUGCCCCGGGAUCCCAAGAAGAGAGCCAGCGUCCGCAUGAUCUCCAACGCCAUCGUCGCCGGCAUCCAGCCCCUGCAGAACCUGUCUGUCCUGAAGCAAGUGGGACAGGAGAAACAGCUGGCCUGGGCACAGCAGUACAUCUGCCAGGGCUUCAAAGCUCUGGAGCAGAUCCUGCAGGGCACCGCCGGGAAGUACUGCGUGGGAGAUGAGGUCUCCAUGGCCGACCUCUGCCUGGUGCCUCAGGUAGCCAACGCUGAGAGGUUUAAGGUGAACCUUGCCCCCUACCCCACCAUCAAGCGCAUCAACGAAGCGCUGCUGAGGCUUGAGGCCUUUCAAGUGAGCCACCCCUGCCGGCAGCCCGACACCCCUCCGGAGGUGCGAGUCUGAAGCCCCGCCUGAUUCAUCCCUCCCGGCGGCUACCCCCACAGCCCCCCGCGACAGGGGCAACAAGGCCACCAGAAGAUCCAUGCCUUCCUCCUCCUGCCACCCAACACCAGUCUCCUUUCCCCGCUGUGACGCAGGAGGAGGAGAAAGCUAUCUGUCUCUGUAAAGGAGGAGAAAUCUAUUCUGGCUGGAACUGGGCAGGAAGAAACUGAAUAAAAACCGAAGAACCGAA
This is a messenger RNA of Tachyglossus aculeatus (Australian echidna), 963 nucleotides long. It is a transcript of the gene GSTZ1, whose product is annotated as glutathione S-transferase zeta 1. The transcript is spliced from 9 exons. Bases 81 to 734 code for a protein of 217 amino acids. Gene Ontology annotation, biological process: L-phenylalanine catabolic process; glutathione metabolic process. Gene Ontology annotation, cellular component: cytoplasm; mitochondrion. The record is from RefSeq and is a predicted model, not a curated record. Gene Ontology annotation, molecular function: maleylacetoacetate isomerase activity; glutathione transferase activity. NCBI's taxonomy places the organism in Eukaryota, Metazoa, Chordata, Mammalia, Monotremata, Tachyglossidae.